CGCGGAAGAAACCGAUUAGAUCGUCGCGGGAGGCAGCAGUUGGUGGGUGCUUUGCGGACCUUGCGUGUCUCCUUGGGAUCGCUGCUAAUGGGAAUCAAGCCGGCCCAGCUAGGCCCAAUGUCAAAGUCGACCUCAGGAAUGUUCUUUCCGUCGACGUAGAACGCUGUUCCAGAAAACGAUCUACAUCAUUCACUCGCUCCACAUGCGACGAUAACGCACCCGACGCCCGGGGAUCGGUAAACGUGAUGUUCUUGACACCGGCGGUGGCAGCCAGUGCAGUGGGCCGCGUGAAACGCUCUGCUGACGCUGCCUGGAGCUGCUGCAUGUACGCUUUUGACGGGAACGAGUCUCGGGCGCUGGCGUUGCCCACGAGCGCGGCGGCGCUCAAGAGAGCGGAGAGUCCCAGUGCGAGAAACAUGUCGUCUCCUGGUGGGCGAAGGAACGAAGGGUCCUACUUAUAGCCGUAGUAUUUAUGCUAUCGGAGCAGAGGGAUCGUCACCAUGUGGCACAAAGGCUGGCGAUGCGUCGAGAGACACCAGCAACAGGUAGCGAAUUCGCAUGGAUGGGCUCUUCGAAACGGUGUCCCGAGCUUCGAUCGCAUGCUGCGAGUCACUACCAACAACUCUAACCCGGAAGCCGGGACGUCAUCGGCCAGUUGAACCCGCCCAGAUAUUAUAUCGACGGUAAAGACGGCAGAACACAUUGUCGAACGAAAUAUUCAUGGAACCGGUUGUCCGGCGUUAACUCGGGGUGGAACGUCGUGAGCAGGUGCUGGCCCUGGCGCAGUGCUACGAUCGUGCGUGGGUCGUGUGCGUCAGCGACCAGAUCAGGAUCCGGAAGCAGAUGGGUAGGAAGACGGGCGAUAACGGAAAUGUCUGCUUCGGCAGCAACAGACAGAAUGACCUAGAAAGGCAGAUUGCCGGUCAAGAAGUGAUUUGGAGCAGGAAGCUGGGAGCCCCACCGGCGCUCGAAUAAAGAUCCCCGUAAAAGGACUGGGUUCGCGGCUGGCAUCUCCCGCCGACAUCCCUUCGAUCUGCAAAGCCGCCUCAAACGACUCGCCCUGGGUCCCCCAUCCGUUCCUCGCAAUGUCAACCGAUGCCCCACCGAACAGCUCUUGACCCUCCUUCUUCGCGCCAGUGACCGACCGAGAGAGUAAGAUGGCGCCUGCACAUGUGCCCCACACUGGCUUUGUGCGGAUAAACUCCUUCAACGGCUCUAUCAGACCUGCGAGUCUAGCCAACAGCGCUAUAGUCGUGGAUUCUGUGCACACGCAGGCUGAUUAAGCGGACGGGAAGAUAGAUGAGACACGUCAUGUACACACCACCCCCAGGAAUGAUCAGAGCGUCGCAGCGUGCGAGGUCAUCCGCGGUUUUGACGAGAAGGGUCGAGAGCUGGCGUUUGGCACUCCGGACGCUUUUGAUGCGCGUUUGAUGUUCGGCGAAAGCGCCUUGCAAAGCUGUUUGCUAGAGUCGGGACAUGUGCUCGGGUGCAUGUUGACAAGGCUUGCCUAGGAUACCGAUCGUGGCCAUGAGCGUCGAGUUCGAGAAGGAGAUGUGGUCGAACCAUUUGCACGAUCAAUCGACACGCCGCCGCGGCCAACUUGACUUCCUCCACAUCGAUAAUCUCAUCGAAGUUUCACGGUCUGAGUGAGUGCGAGUUCGAAUGUCGCGUCCAAUCCGCCGGCCAGGCAACCUGGUGUCUGCUUCGGUCUCUUCAGCCGUCCUUCGUACCAAGCGUACCCCCGAGGGCUGUCUUUGGGGUCACUCUCUCGACGACUUUUUCAUCGCGAAGUCGGAUCAAUCGGAAGGAUACUCCUGGAGCGACGUGUGGAACACGAGCCUUUUUGAGGAGUUGAGCGUUUCAGAAAGGUCGGACGACGCUCACUGUAUGAAGAUUUGUGCUCCGUGGCCCAUGGCGGAUGCAGAGCGCAGUAGGAUCUUGAAUGAGGAAGGCAGCUAUUUCGACACCGCCAGGUUCCCCAAACUCGAAGAACGCAUCUCUCAUUCACAUCUCCCAAAUCUACUGCAUGUGCACGAUCCAGAUGCGCGGGUCGGACAGAAUCAAGGGGUCCUGGUCUAUAAACGUCUUCUGCCGGAAGUCGGGAAAGAGCAAAACCCCGGGCAUCUCUAUCUCACUCGCAGCUCACGCGUCGGAUGCGGUCACCACUCGAACGUGUAUCACGCCGUCUUUCAAUUCGAUUCCACCGCCGCACGGGUAGUUGCGAAAGUCUCCGUCGCUAGGACUGAGGCACGCGGGUUUCUGGAUCAUGAAGCAUGCCUCUACGCGUCGCCCGCUUCGUUUCCAGAGUUCUUGAGCGAUGCGUAUUCUGGAUACGCUCUCGUGCCGGGUAUCAAGUACCCCGUGCCCGUCGGUGCCGUCGUACCCAAGUUCUACGGAUUCUACGUCCCAGAAACGGGAUAUUCGGUUGACGAUGCCACUCAGCCUAGCCCGAUCAUGUUGCUGGAGGAUUGCGGGACGCCGAUUGAGCCUCAGAGUCUUUCACACGACGAAAAAGCGGAAUGUUUCUCGCUGUUUCUCAGGCUACAUAUGUCUGGUAUCCUCCAGCGCUCUCCAUUCAGGAAGAACAUUCUCGUGCAACCGGGCCCGCUGACGCUCCCUCCCGCGGAACGAUCGCUGACGACGCCCAGUUUCCGGGUCAUUGAUUUCGGGAGAGCCCUGGACCGGUCACAAGCACGCCACCAGCGAGACUGGCUGGAUGAGAGGGACCAGGAGGUCCGCGAUGUACAGAAGGUGCUGAAGAUUGAGAGGCAUUCCAUGGCCUGAUUUCCCCUGUCCUGCUCUCUUAGGAUGGGGGUUGCGAGCAUGGCAAUCGUAAUACAACUAAGACAGCUUGCAAAUUUUACAUUCACUUGAGAACCAGUCAC
Mycena citricolor is the source of this 2885-nucleotide messenger RNA. NCBI's taxonomy places the organism in Eukaryota, Fungi, Basidiomycota, Agaricomycetes, Agaricales, Mycenaceae. The record is from the annotation of a GenBank genome assembly.